Ilex paraguariensis (yerba mate) is the source of this 370-nucleotide messenger RNA. Lineage: Eukaryota; Viridiplantae; Streptophyta; Magnoliopsida; Aquifoliales; Aquifoliaceae. The record is from the annotation of a GenBank genome assembly.
ACUUGGAUCUAUAGAUUUGGGGAAGGAAUCUAUGAUUUCCUCCAUUGUCUCUACCUCCAAGAGCGGUCAAUCGCCGAAAGAAAAUAUUAAGGUACUUUUCAAGGCUACUGAAGACAUGGCGAGCAACCCUUCCAGGCCCGAAACAGAGCAAUCGAAGACAAAAGAAACAGAGCAUUCCAACAUGAGCAAGGAAUUGUCGAAUGCUGAAGUAAGGAAUUUACCAAGAAAUCCCAUUGAGUGUGAUAAUGAAGAGAGAGUGCAGAAACUUGUUGCUGAAAAUGAGAUGCUUAAGCAUCUUAUGGAAGCACAGAGCCUCAAUAGCAGUCAAUAUUACCCUGGAGGAAGUGGUAAUCGAGGUGGCCACGGUUGA